AUGACGGAAGCUGUCAAGGUGGUGCGGAAGGUUGGUGAGCUUUACGGCCACAGCUUCAACUUUCAGGAGUACAAGGUUGGUGGGGCGGCUUGGGCUGCUGCAGAGGCAGCGGGGGAGACGCCCGCGCAUCUUCCUGCCCGCACCCUCGAGGGCUGCGAGAAGUCGGAUGCUAUACUCUUCGGUUCGGUGGGUGGUCCCGUGGAUCAGCAGCACGAGCCACGAUGGAAGGAUUGCGAGAAGAACGCACUUUUGGGCUUGAGGAAGCGCUUCAAGUUGGCAGUGAACUUGCGGCCUUCGAAGGUGUACCCCUUCCUUUCGCAUCUUUGCCCGUUGAAGCCGUCCAUCAUAGGCACCGGAGUUGACAUGGUGAUUAUUCGGGAGCUGGUGGGAGGCAUUUACUUCGGUGAGCACAAGCGCGAUGGAGACAAGGCCUUCGACGUCAUGGAGUAUGAUGUGGAGGGCAUCCGCAAGCCAAUGGUCUUUGCUUUUGAAGCAGCGCGGCUUCGGCGCAAGAAGGUGACAGUGGUGGACAAGGCCAACGUGCUGGAGUGCUCCCGUCUAUGGCGCGAGGUGGCUAGGGAUGUGCACAAGGGCUACCCAGAUGUUGAGCUGGACUUCAUGUACAUAGACAACGCGUGCAUGCAAGUUAUCCAGAAGCCAUCCUUCUUCGACGUUGUUGCCACAGGGAACAUGUUCGGCGACAUCUUGUCGGAUGCGGCCAGCGUGCUUCCUGGCUCGCUGGGGCUGAUGCCUUCAGCCUCAUUGGGUGAUGGCCUGCACAUGUACGAGCCCAGCGGAGGCAGUGCCCCAGACAUAGCAGGCAAGGGGGUUGCGAAUCCCAUCGCCCAAAUCUUGAGUGGGGCGAUGAUGCUGAGGUAUUCCUUCCAGUUGGAGAAGGAAGCAGCAGCAAUCGAGGAAGCUUGCGAAGCAGUCUUAAAGUCAGGGAGGCUGACGGGAGAUCUUCUGGAAGAAAGUCAGCGAUCCAAUGCUGUCUCAACCAGUGAGAUAGGUGACGCAGUUGCAGCUGCUCUGAAGGGUCCAUGA
This is a messenger RNA of Symbiodinium pilosum, 1044 nucleotides long. NCBI's taxonomy places the organism in Eukaryota, Dinophyceae, Suessiales, Symbiodiniaceae. The record is from the annotation of a GenBank genome assembly.